Messenger RNA from Aphanomyces invadans, 1399 nucleotides. RefSeq lists its product as hypothetical. Lineage: Eukaryota; Oomycota; Saprolegniomycetes; Saprolegniales; Verrucalvaceae. Gene Ontology annotation, molecular function: protein binding. The record is from RefSeq and is a predicted model, not a curated record. The transcript has 2 exons. The coding region runs from base 59 to 1366 and encodes 435 amino acids.
ACGUAUUGCACGGAAUUCGUGGAACAAGACCUCGAGUGCCAUCGUCGCCGCCGACACCAUGGAAAGCCUGGCUGUGCAGCGACAAAUCCGUGAGAAUGCGUCGUACUUGCAAGACUACUUCUCGGACUUGAGUUCAUGGGAAAAGUCGAUGGCCAAGAAAGAAGAGCAGCUCAAGAAAGGCCCGAGCCGCUCUGCCGCACCCGUUCGCCGUCCAGUCGCGCUGCAUGUCCGUGGGUCGGAAGGAUCCGUCUCCAUCCAACACCCAAUGAAUACAAGGUCAGAACCCAUCAACAAACCAACAAAGGCACCAUCGCAGCAUGUGUAUGACAAGGGAUACAAGAAAUGGGAAUCCUUCGACGUGGAUGCAGCGCUCAAGGAAAUUGACGCAGACUCUGUAUCCCGCGAUGACGUACCUGUUGAAGUACCCACUCGCACUUCCGCGCCUCCCAAGAAGGUCGUAACAGCACCGUCGAAGCCGCCUCCGCCGCCAGUGAGUCUGCCGCGCGAUGUGCUAGAAAAGGAAGACGGGAACAACCACUUCAAGCAGGGCGAGUACGCGGCUGCCAUAAACUGCUACUCUCGAUCGCUGAGCUACAAUCCCCGCAACCCCAUCGUGUUGUCAAAUCGGGCAAUGGCGCAUUUGAAGCUCCAGCAGUAUGGGAAAGCCGAAGUCGACUGCUCGUCUGCGCUGGCGGUGGACCCAACUCACGUCAAGUCCCUUGUCCGUCGUGCAACGGCCCGGAACGCCCUCGGCAAGCACCAUGCUGCCAUCGCCGACUUGGAAGCUGCCUUGGGUCUCGAGUCGACGAACAAAGCAAUCGCGACCCAUCUGAAAACGACCCGCGACGUGUUAAAGCAGUCGAUUAAACGGUCGCCAACCACCAAGAUAUCGGUGGAGACCAUCGCGCCGACAGUGAGCGCACCGACGUCGUCAUCCGUCGUGGUGGCCGCACAGGCCACGGUCGACCCUGCACCGCCCGCGAAAGCCAAGACAGUGGUGCCAAAAAUCCAAGUCAAGUUGCCCGACAGAGCGCCGUCGACGGCGUACGAGUUCGUUAGGGUAUGGAACAGCCUCAAACACAGCUCCGACAAGGCCGCCUUGCGCCAAGAGUACCUCCUUCGCCUGCGCCCCGAGUCGCUUCCCAAACUCUUCAAGGACUCGAUCGAAGCCGACUUGGUCAGCGACUUGAUCGAGUCGUUGGUCGCAACCAACGUCGAUGUUGGCGUCGAGUUUCUCCUGGCUCUGACCAAAGUGCCGCGGUUUGCCAUGGUUGCGAUGUUUCUAAGCCCCGACGAGAAAGCCCAAGUCGCAGCCUUUGCAGCCACGCAUCCCAAACACGAUCAAGUCGUCGCAGCAUUCAAAUAAAGCAAAAUGACGAUGUAACAUACUUUUUCCAGA